Messenger RNA from Macrosteles quadrilineatus (aster leafhopper), 5969 nucleotides. It is a transcript of the gene MRP, whose product is annotated as multidrug resistance-associated protein 1. NCBI's taxonomy places the organism in Eukaryota, Metazoa, Arthropoda, Insecta, Hemiptera, Cicadellidae. Gene Ontology annotation, biological process: transmembrane transport. The record is from RefSeq and is a predicted model, not a curated record. The transcript has 32 exons. The coding region runs from base 231 to 4811 and encodes 1526 amino acids. Gene Ontology annotation, molecular function: ABC-type transporter activity; ATP hydrolysis activity; ATP binding. Gene Ontology annotation, cellular component: membrane.
UAAUCAGUUGUGUCUUGUGCUUGUGUCACUUCUUCAGUCUUUCUGUCGUCCGUGUGUCUGUCGCGGGUCAAAUUAGUCGGUUACAGAUUCCAGUUUUGUGUUGUGCAAUCAGGAAGAUUAUUUGGUUUUGGUAUAUUUUAAAUUGAACUUACUAAGACAACGAAUUAUUGAUGAUAGCCAAAUAGUCUCACCCUAAAAUUAAGUAGCCUACAUAGGUUAAUUAGAUUAACAUGGCUUUCCUGGACAUGGACUUGUUUUGCGGUUCCAAAUUUUGGGACAGCAACCUUACUUGGUUCACCACAGAUCCAGACUUCACUCCGUGUUUUGAGAAAACAGUGCUUGCCUGGAUCCCGUGCCUUUUCCUUUGGGUGUUCUCUUCGUUAGAAGUCUACUAUCUGUUGAACAGCAAGUACAAAUACGUGCCAUGGUGUUGUCUCAACAUCUGUAAAUUUGCCCUAGUCCUAGUAGUCCUCGCUCACUGUGUGGCAGACUUCAUAUUCGCCGUAGUCAACAUUUUACAUCACAAACCUGUGUAUUCUGUAGACAUUUACUCACCAGCUAUCAAGUUUGUAUCUUUUUGUCUGGCUGCCUCGCUGCUAUGGUUCAACAGACGGAGAGGUCAGAGGUCGUCGGGUCUCGUGUUCAUGUUUUGGUUCACGUGUUGCUUGUGCGGCCUCGCACAGCUGAGGAGCAUUGUACUUCAUGCUCUACGCUUACAGAAGUUGCCGGAGCCUACAUUCGUGUCAGUCAGCUAUGUUGUGUACUACACAGCCUGUCUCAUCAGUUUUAUACUUAACUUCUUUGUGGAACCUGAGCCUAAAUACUCAGAAUACCCAACUGUUGAGAGAUUAUGUCCGGAGAGAGCGUCGUCAUUCCCCUCCAAGCUUACAUUCUCCUGGUUCACCCCAUUGGCAUGGAAGGGCUACCGAGUACCACUAGAAGCUCACGACCUGUGGCAUAUGAACUUUGAGGAUACUGCCAAAGAAAUCGUCCCAAGGUUUGACAAAUAUUGGGACGAAUUGGUCGCGAAGAAGUCAAAGUCUUUCUGGGAUAACUUUGGUGCUGCCACCUCAAAGGCGUCCUUCCUCAAACGGUCGGGCAGUGUGGACUUCAUGGGUUCCUCCAGUAGCAGCAAGUACAGGCUCGGCCAAGCCUCCAUACUGAUGCCUCUGUGUAAAGCCUUUGGAAGCACAUUCCUCUUUGGCUCCUUCUUGAAACUAGCUCAAGAUCUGCUAACUUUUGUCAGCCCUCAGCUACUCAGGUUACUGAUUACUUUUGUGUCGACGGAUGAACCAUUGUGGAAGGGGUUUGUGUACGCAGCAUUGAUGAUGGCUACUGCCAUCUGUCAAACGCUGCUGUUGGCGCAGUAUUUCUACCGCAUGUCUUUGGUCGGCUUACGCAUCAGGACAGCACUCAUAUCUGCCAUCUACAGAAAGGCUCUGAGAAUCUCCAACACUGCUCGUAAAGAGUCUACAGUGGGUGAGGUAGUCAACUUGAUGGCAGUAGAUGCUCAGAGGUUUAUGGACCUGACUGCUUAUCUCAACAUGAUCUGGUCAGCUCCACUUCAGAUUUCACUGGCACUAUAUUUCCUCUGGCAGACUCUAGGGCCCUCUGUGCUAGCAGGUCUGGCUGUGAUGAUAGUUCUCAUCCCCAUCAACGGCUGGGUCGCCAACAAAGUCAAGACGUUGCAGAUCAAACAGAUGAAAUACAAAGACGAGCGAGUGAAACUCAUGAACGAAAUACUUUCAGGAAUAAAGGUGCUAAAGUUGUAUGCUUGGGAGCCAAGUUUCGAGCAGCAAGUGCUGAAGAUUCGAGCUAAGGAAAUGAAAGUGCUGAAGACUGCUGCUUACCUCAAUGCUUGCACCUCGUUCAUCUGGGCCUGUGCUCCGUUCUUGGUGUCAUUGGUGACGUUCGCUGUUUACGUGUUGAUUGACGAACGCAACAUUUUGGAUGCCAAAACAGCGUUCGUCUCUCUCUCACUCUUCAAUAUCCUCCGCUUUCCACUCUCUAUGCUUCCCUUUCUCAUUACCAACAUGGUGCAGACCGGAGUGUCAAUUAAAAGGAUAAACAAGUUUAUGAACUCAGAAGAGCUUGAUCCAAAUAGUGUCCAACACGACCAUUCGGAAUCCGAUCCAGUUGUCGUAGAGAAUGGUACGUUCUCAUGGGGCACAGAACAGGAACAGGACACAGUAUUGCGCAACAUCACCUUGAGAGUUAAGCAGAACUCCCUAGUGGCAAUCGUCGGAACUGUCGGCUCAGGGAAGAGCUCUCUACUGUCGGCCAUACUGGGGGAGAUGGACAAGAUCACUGGCAGAGUCAACACCAAGGGAUCUAUCGCGUAUGUACCUCAGCAGGCUUGGAUUCAGAAUGCGACGCUCAAGGAUAACAUUCUGUUCGGGAAGAGUUGUGAACCGACCAACUACACCAAGGUUGUGCGAGCCUGUGCCCUCCAACAGGACUUUGACAUGCUGCCUGCUGCGGACAUGACCGAGAUUGGAGAAAAGGGCAUCAACCUGAGUGGUGGCCAGAAGCAGAGAGUCAGUCUGGCCAGAGCUGUAUAUAGCGACUCAGACGUCUAUCUACUUGACGACCCACUCAGUGCCGUCGACUCUCACGUCGGAAAACACAUCUUCGACAAUGUCAUUGGACCCAAGGGCUUGCUGAAGAGAAAGACCAGAAUCCUGGUUACACACGCCAUCACGUAUCUGCCGGAGGCAGAUCUGAUCUUGGUGCUGAAGGAUGGGAAGAUCUCGGAGAGUGGGACGUACAAACAGCUGUUGGCACAGAAGGGAGCCUUUGCAGAUUUCCUGGUACAGUACCUGCAAGAGGCAGGAGAGGAUGAGAAUGCAGAAGUUCCUGAAGAAGUAACUCAGCUGAUAGAAUCUACUGAAGGACUGAGACAGAGAGCCGCUAGACAGAGAUCAAGGGAUAGCGAGAGUUCCAGUCACUCGCUACAGAGACAAAGGGGUUCGUCCGAAAGUAACGCAUCUGAGGCCAAACAGAUUCAACAACACCUAACCACAAAACGUCCAGGAGAUAAACUAAUUGAAGCAGAAAAAGCAGAAACUGGCAGUGUCAAAAAGCACGUGUACAUUUACUACAUGAAGUCUAUCGGUGCAUUCCUUGCCAUAUCUACGAUCCUGCUAAACAUCGUGUUCCAAGUGUUUGCUGUCGGUUCGAGCAUCUGGUUGUCCAAGUGGUCGAGUGACAGUUCCCUGGUGGUCAACGGGACACAAGACACGUCAAAGCGAGAUAUGUAUUUGGCCGUCUACGCUGGUCUGGGCCUGGGGCAAGGUUUUGUGGUGUUAAUUUACGACUUUCUUCUCCGCCUGGGGAUGCUCGCUGCGGCCAAACGUCUACACUUGCUCAUUCUGCAUGCCGUCUUGUUCGCUCCUCUCACAUUCACCGAUACAACCCCGCUCGGCCGCAUUCUGGCUCGGUUCUCCAAAGACAUGGAUGUGGUUGAUGAGGAACUCCCGUGGGAAAUCAGCGAUUUGCUCUACUGUUUAUUUGAAGUGAUUGCAACUUUAGCUGUCAUCAGCUACACAACACCUAUUUUUGUGGUCAUCAUUUUGCCCAUUGCCAUUCUCUACUUCUUUGUUCAGCGCUUCUAUGUUGCAACAUCAAGGCAACUGAAGAGGCUGGAGUCGGUGUCUCGGUCUCCUAUUUACUCCCACUUUGGUGAAAGUGUCACUGGUGCCACAUCAAUAAGAGCGUACGGAGUACAAAAACGAUUCAUAACGGAGUCAGAAGAGAAAGUGGACUUCAACCAAGUCUGUCUCUACCCUAGCCUGAUUUCUAAUAGAUGGCUUGCAGUAAGGUUGGAAACUGUUGGUAAUCUCAUUAUCUUCUUCUCUGCUCUGUUUGCUGUUCUCGGAAGGGAAGACACAACGGCUGGUCUCGUUGGGCUCUCUGUCAGUUACGCUCUGCAGAUCACUCAAACUCUGAACUGGUUAGUGAGGAUGACCUCGGACGUAGAAACCAACAUUGUGGCUGUGGAGAGAAUCAAAGAGUACGGAGAAACACCUCAGGAAGCAGCCUGGGAAGUGAGUCCCGGACCUCCCUCCAGCUGGCCGGACAAGGGAGAGGUAGAGUUCCAGAACUACCAGGUCCGUUACAGGGAAGGUCUGGAGUUGGUACUGAAAGGCAUCUCGUUCAGGGUCAAUGGUGGCGAGAAGGUCGGCAUUGUUGGUCGCACAGGAGCAGGCAAGUCUUCCCUCACUCUGUGCCUGUUCCGCAUUCUAGAGGCGGCCGGAGGAAAGAUCAUCAUAGACAAUCAAGAUAUUUCCAAGCUGGGCCUUCACGAUCUCAGAUCCCGUCUUACUAUCAUACCCCAGGACCCUGUGCUGUUCUCGGGAACUCUCCGGAUGAACCUGGACCCCUUCAACAAGGAGAAGGAUGAGGCUGUUUGGCGUGCCCUGGAGUUGGCUCAUCUCAACAGUUUUGUACGAGGUCUGACAUCGGGACUGCAGCACCAGGUGUCAGAGGGUGGGGAUAACCUCAGUGUGGGGCAACGUCAGCUGGUUUGUCUGGGGAGAGCUUUGCUGCGGAAGACUCGUGUGUUGGUGCUGGACGAAGCAACCGCAGCUGUUGACCUUGAGACGGACGACCUGAUACAGCGAACUAUCCGCACGCAGUUCAAAGACUGCACGGUGCUCACUAUAGCUCACAGGCUCAACACCAUCAUGGACUACGACAGGGUAUUGGUUCUAGACAAAGGACUCAUCGUUGAAUAUGAUUCACCGUCAAACCUAUUAAAGAAUAAAUCAUCAGUGUUUUAUGGAAUGGCAAAAGAUGCAAAUCUUGUUUGAUGUUUCCUUUCAGAAGUAGAAAAAUUGUUACAUUAUGUAGUGGUAUCUUUUGAACCACUAACUCUCUAUUCUACUCCUAUGGAGGAUAUACCGGCCAGAUUUUUAUUAUUUGUAGAUUAUUUUAUUUUAGUUCCUACAUUUUCUUUGUUGAAAUCCAUGUCGCCCGAUUUAAACAUUUGUAGCUAUUUUUCAUGGUUAGUUAACAUCACACUACACCUAAAUGUGUGUUUAGGUAAACAUGUUAUGAUUUUAAUAUAUUUUAUUUUUUAGUUAUCAAUUUUAAAUUGAUUUGUUUGUGUUUUAUAUACACAUUAAGUAGAAUUGUUGAAACUUAAAAAGUUCCAUGACAGUCCAAAGUCUCCACAGUUUAUAGCAGUUUUGUUGUGUAACUUUGGCAAUCACUUGUUUUAGUUUUAUAUUGUGUGUCAAAACCAUACAUGGUAUGAACAAUUUUUAUCUGUAUGUAUUAUAAAAUAUUGCUAUGCCACUGCCAGCCCAAGUUUACCAGUGUUAUCAAGUGUCAUAAAACUUGCCAAAUGUUUAAAAAAUCAAAUUGUUUUAAUUGAAAUACUUAUUACAAACUAGUGUAUUGAAAUCAAAAUCAAGUCGCUCAAGUACUUACUUUUAGAGUGCAUUGUACUUAUUGUUUUCUGUUUUACUUUUUAUCCUUGAGCAUUUCUAAUCGGGCAAGUAUUGUUACAUAAAUCAAAAAAAUCUAAAACUCAUCUUGAUUCAAGUUGUACCUAGCCAAUUUCUGUUGCGACCUUAUUUUCUAUUUUCAUUGGUGCUUAUUGGUAUUAUUUUGGUGCUCCACUAAUAGAAAGUGUAAGAGAUAUUGCUAUAAGAGGAAAGGUAGAAGAAAUAGUGUGAAUCAAAGUGAUUUCUUUGAUGCUUUAAACUUUAAUGAAAGCUUUAUUUUAUCUUUAAGUGUCAUGUUUAUUUUAUUUUAUGUUAAAUUUCCUACAAUCUUUUACCACUCUGUUACAUGUUGUAACUCGAUUGGUCCCAUAAUGCAACAUUCUCUCAUUGGUGAUUGAAAGUGCCUCAAGAUUAAUUUCUGGAUUUACCAUUGUGUACUUAUGAGGUACUUCAAUAAAUCAUUUUCUAAAUGUGUAGAGGUAGGAUUUUAUAUAAAUAAAUGUUAUUCAACAACUGUUA